This is a messenger RNA of Aureobasidium namibiae CBS 147.97, 486 nucleotides long. RefSeq lists its product as uncharacterized. NCBI's taxonomy places the organism in Eukaryota, Fungi, Ascomycota, Dothideomycetes, Dothideales, Saccotheciaceae. The transcript has a single exon. The record is from RefSeq and is a predicted model, not a curated record. Bases 1 to 486 code for a protein of 161 amino acids.
AUGGCCAGCCGUCAAUUCGUCGACCCAGUUCAACUCCUCCGAAUCACUCCUCUCAUCGCCGCGACUUUGACCCUCGACCACGCCUUUGACAGCAACCUUUUCCUCUCGGCGCUCAACCAGCCUGAAACACGCUCCAAGAGCAAUGCCGCACUCUCCACCUACUUCCCUGUCGUGUCACACGCUGGCUUCUACCGCCGCUUGACUUCAGUCUCUUUGACCUUUGUUGCUUCCGUUGCCAAUCUCUACACUCGUGGCAGUCCGGCACGAGCCUGGUACCGUGCUGGAGCUGUAUUCGCGGUCGCACAUUUCAUCUUCUUGCCCUUCAUGCUCACGUCCAAGGAAGCCAUUCGUACCAACCACCCUGCAAGAGACGCGAAUAUUGCUUUGGAUGAGUGGCUGUGGUUCAACAGACUGAGAGGGAUGACUGUUGAUCUGGCUGCCUUUGUUACUCUGGGUGUCGCUGUUGUCAAGAGUUUGGGCCAUUGA